UGAGCAUAAUAUCCCAACACUCUGUUUGAAUUGCAUUCAUUCGCAAACAACACCUUUUUCUAUCGCGUCGUUUUCCUCUCUUCCUCUCUUUUCCCACAUCACCACACACACAACCGCCCAUCAUGGCCAACCGAGCAGUUUCAACGUCUCGAACUGAGCUUCUGAAUAAGUAUCUCAAGCUCGACCAGCAGGGCAAGAUCAUGGCCGAGUACGUCUGGAUCGACUCGACCGGCGGCACUCGAUCAAAGUCAAGGACGCUCCCCGAGCUCAAGGACAAGAAGUACGAAGUCGCCGACCUGCCCGUCUGGAACUUCGACGGCUCCUCCACCGACCAGGCCCUCGGCCACGACUCAGACGUCUACCUGCGCCCCUGCGCCGUCUUCAACGACCCCUUCCGCGGCUCGCCCAACAUCAUCGUGCUCGCCGAGUGCUGGAACCCCGACGGCACCCCCAACAAGUACAACUUCCGCCAUGAGUGCGCCAAGGUCAUGGAGGCCCACGCCGAGCACGAGCCCUGGUUCGGUCUCGAGCAGGAGUACACCUUCCUCGACUCUGACGACAGACCCUAUGGCUGGCCCGUUGGUGGUUUCCCUGCUCCUCAGGGUCCCUACUACUGCGGUGUAGGCGCCGGCAAGGUCGUCCUCCGUGACGUUGUCGAGGCCCACUACAAGGCCUGUCUCUAUGCCGGCAUUAACAUUUCUGGCACCAACGCCGAGGUCCUUCCCGCCCAGUGGGAGUUCCAGGUCGGCCCCUGCACCGGUAUCGAGAUGGGCGACCAGCUCUGGAUUGCUCGCUUCUUCCUCAGCCGCAUCGCCGAGGAGUUCGGCGCCAAGGUCUCCCUGCACCCCAAGCCCAUCAAGGGCCCUUGGAACGGCAGCGGCCUGCACUCCAACUUCUCCACCAAGGAGAUGCGCGCCGAGGGCGGCAUGAAGUACAUCGAGGAGGCCCUCAAGGCCCUCGAGCCUCACCACGCCGAGUGCCUUGAGGAGUACGGCGAGGACAACGACCAGCGCCUCACUGGCGACUGCGAGACCGGCUCCAUGGACAAGUUCAGCUGGGGCGUUGCCAACCGUGGCACCUCCAUCCGUAUCCCCCGAGAGACCGCCGCUCGUGGCUGCGGCUACUUUGAGGAUCGCCGCCCUGCCUCCAACGCCGACCCGUACCGCAUCACCAGGGUCCUGAUGACCUCCAUCUUUGGCAAGGUCUAAGUGGAUGAGGACGGUUCGGAUACCAACUGGGAGGGCUGUUCUCAACCCACCGGAAGAGGAAAAGGCGCACAGUUAUGAGAUGCUAAUGUGAAUAAGAGGAUAAUCGUGGAAUGCCAGAGCGCUUCCAUGGGGUUAAAUUACGGCGUAUGGGGUCCAUCUUGCUUUCUUUGGUUUUUUGACUUCAACAUACAUCAUGCUGUGGGAGAAGUUUCAUCAGUUUAUUAGUUAGAUGUGAAGACUGUGCACAACGGAGUGCGAGUUAGAUCUUGAUGAUGAUGGCCCUUCCGUCAAGGGCCUCAGCAACCUGCUUUAAUAUUUCCCUGUCUGGCCCGUCUGUAUAUAUGCGGCGCCGAGUAACGAAGAGUCAUGGAGUAUAUUCUCUCAAAUGAUUUUUCCACAUUACAUUUUUCCUAUCGGCAAGUUUUUAAUCUC
Messenger RNA from Trichoderma reesei QM6a, 1640 nucleotides. RefSeq lists its product as uncharacterized. NCBI's taxonomy places the organism in Eukaryota, Fungi, Ascomycota, Sordariomycetes, Hypocreales, Hypocreaceae. Gene Ontology annotation, cellular component: cytoplasm. Gene Ontology annotation, molecular function: glutamine synthetase activity. The transcript has 6 exons. Bases 123 to 1208 code for a protein of 361 amino acids. The record is from RefSeq and is a predicted model, not a curated record.